UUCCCCCUCUCCCCCACCCCACCCCACCAAGAAUGGGGCCGGUGCUCCUUCGACGUGGAGGCUGCCUCCUACUCUGGAUGGCACUGCUCCUGGGAUGUUGGGCUGAGCUUGGCAGUGGCUUGGAGUUCCCAGGAGCAGAGGGCCAAUGGACUCGCUUCCCAAAAUGGAAUGCCUGCUGUGAGAGCGAGAUGAGCUUUAACAUGAAAACCCGCAGUUCCAGUGGUCUGGUCCUUUACUUUGAUGAUGAGGGCUUCUGCGACUUCUUGGAGUUAAUUCUGACACAAGGUGGGCGGCUCCAGCUAAGUUUCUCCAUCUUCUGUGCUGAGCCUGCCAUCUUACUCUCUGACAUGGCUGUCAAUGACAACCUGUGGCACACUGUGAUCAUUCGCCGCAAUUUUAAGAAUACAACACUACUAAUUGAUCAGGCUGAGGCUAAAUGGGUAGAAGUGAAAUCUAAGCGGCGGGACAUGACGGUCUUUAGUGGUCUCUUUCUAGGAGGAUUGCCUCCAGAGUUGCGUUCACCUACCCUAAAAGUAACACUCUCCUCAGUGAAGGAUAGGGAACCCUUCAAAGGAUGGAUAACAGAUGUAAGAGUCAAUUAUACACAGUCUUCACCUGUGGAGAGUCAAGAAGUACGUCUGGAUGAUGAACAGAGCCACUUAUGUGCUAGAGAUGUUUGCCUCAAUGGUGGUGUAUGCUCUGUGCUCAACAAUCAGGCGGUGUGUGACUGCUCCCAUACUGGUUUCCAUGGGAAGGAUUGCAGUGAAGGUAAGAAUCUGUUCUGCCCUUUCCCAGUCAGCCUGUCUCUCAAUGAAAGAGGAGGUCAAGAGAUGGAGACUGCAUGGCUUUUCCUCCAUAGGAGUGAAUCUUGCAGCUGUGCUUUCCCCUCAUUCAUCUCACAUUUGAAUCUUUUGUCAAAUAUUCCAACCCUGUUCUUCCAUCUCUUUGAAUUAUGA
This is a messenger RNA of Crotalus tigris (Tiger rattlesnake), 956 nucleotides long. RefSeq names its product neurexin-1-like. The transcript has a single exon. NCBI's taxonomy places the organism in Eukaryota, Metazoa, Chordata, Lepidosauria, Squamata, Viperidae. The coding region runs from base 33 to 956 and encodes 307 amino acids. The record is from RefSeq and is a predicted model, not a curated record.